CCUGUGAUAUAUGUAUGAAUAAAUCUGGAGGCAGGAACGCUGCAGGGGACUGGUCGCGGUCGGGCAGGUGCGUACCCACGACAAACUGGAGCCGGAGUCGUCACCGGCGCUGGGAUAAUUAAUACAACCGGCCGCAAGGCACGUAUAGUCGGCGCCUGUCAAAACUAGUAUAGCGCGACGCUUGAGCGCCUUUAUAAUAUUAGUGCGCCGCGUCAGUGCAAACAAGUUUGACCGCCUCGGCGAAGUGAUGGCACCGACUUCUAGUGCGUCAAGCCGCGCGGCCUCCGCGCCGGCGUUAUGUGCUAUCAUGCUGGUCAUGCUUUCAGGCGUCGCCUCAGCAAGUAGAAACCGUCGGUAUCUUGCGGACAUGCCCGUCGCUGCGCCACCGACCCAAUCCGCGGAGCCCCCCAGCCCACCAGCCCCGCCCCCCUUCCUGGAACCUUUCGGUCCCUGCCGGUCCUCCCUGAAGGACCAGCCCUCCACUCUGUCGCCCUUCACCAGCCGCUUCACCACUCACGGCUACUCAAAGUAUCCCGAGACCGUGUUUUGCACCACCCUCACAUUGAGCCCUCCGGAGGGCGCCAGCCUGUGCAGCAGCAUGGGCGCCUAUACAGUAUCACUCCUCAUUGAGCCCAAGUGCCGCGCCGUGGUGCGCACACUGCUGGUCAACGGCGCAGAAAAGUCGCCGUCUGUAAUGGACGCUCCCACGCUGGGAGCGCUCGUGCUCAAGUGGACGCAGCUGGACAUCGCGCUUACCGCCCAGCCGCAGACCACCGAGCUGUGUUUCGUGGUGCGCCGCCGCGGCGUGGGCGAGGACGGGGGCGAUGAGGGCGGCUGCGGCGACCUGUCAGGCGUGUGCGCCAGGGGCCUGUGCCAGAUGUCCGUCCUGGACAACCCCGACCUGCCCGGCACCAACUGCUGCCCCACCACCUACCUGAACCUUUCCAACGUGACGGGCUCGGAUUCCCCGCCCUACGUGCCCCUGCCGCCCUCGCCGGAGCCGCCCACCCCAAGCCGCAGCCCCCGUCCCGGCGCCGCGCCCGGCAGCCGUGCUCCGCCUCUGCCCCCCUUCUACCUCCCUGACCCCAGCCCCGAGCCGGCCACCAUGCCCACAUCACCACCGCCCGUGUACGGUGCCCCUCCGCCGUCGCCGGAGCCUCCCACUCCUGUUGACACGCCGGCCGUGUCCCCUCAGCCCAGCCGCAGCCCUCGUCCCGGCGCCGCGCCUGGCAGCCGUGCUCCGCCUCUGCCCCCCUUCUACCUCCCUGACCCCAGCCCCGAGCCCGCCACCAUGCCCACAUCACCACCGCCCGUGUACGGUGCCCCUCCGCCGUCGCCGGAGCCUCCCACUCCUGUUGACACGCCGGCCGUGUCCCCUCAGCCCAGCCGCAGCCCCCGUCCCGGCGCCGCGCCCGGCAGCCGUGCUCCGCCUCUGCCCCCCUUCGACCUCCCUGACCCCAGCCCCGAGCCCGCCAGCAUGCCCACAUCGCCACCGCCCGUGUACGGUGCCCCUCCGCCGUCGCCGGAGCCUCCCACUCCUGUUGACACGCCGGCCGUGUCCCCUCAGCCCAGCCGCAGCCCUCGUCCCGGCGCCGCGCCCGGCAGCCGUGCUCCACCUCUGCCCCCCUUCUACCUCCCUGACCCCAGCCCCGAGCCCGCCACCAUGCCCACAUCACCACCGCCCGUGUACGGUGCCUCUCCGCCGUCGCCGGAGCCUCCCACUCCUGUUGACACGCCGGCCGUGUCCCCUCAGCCCAGCCGCAGCCCCCGUCCCGGCGCCGCGCCCGGCAGCCGUGCUCCGCCUCUGCCCCCCUUCGACCUCCCUGACCCCAGCCCCGAGCCCGCCACUAUGCCCACAGCGCCGCCGCCCGUGUACGGUGCCCCUCCGCCCGACACCCUGCCCGGCGGCGGCUACCCGACGUUGCCUCUGGGCACCCCGCCGCCCAGCCCUGUCCCGGAGCCGGGCAAUGGCAACGGAAACGGCAAUGGAAACGGAAACGGCAAUGGAAACGGUAACGGCAACGGCAACGGUAACGGUAACGGCAAUGGAAACGGUAACGGCAAUGGCAAUGGCAAUGGAAACGGCAACGGCAAUGGCAACGGAAACGGCAAUGGGAAUGGGAAUGGGAAUUAGAACGGCGGUAAUGGAGGGCGCAUGUAAGCAACCCUGUGCGCACACGGCAUGUGUGCUGUGAUAGCUGGACUCAAUCACAAGCAGGAUCCGUUUCACCUUGCUUUUAACUUUGUGGUUCCAAACAUCUACACACACGUGGGUAUCGACACUGACGCAAAACAGUGACCAAAUGUUCAGCACUGUUCAAGACAUACUGGCUGGCUCAUGCGAGCGUUUUUGAGGCGGUUUCUUCGUGCGCGCUUUUCGUGCGCGCUUUUAUCUAGGGCAGUCGUGAUUCUUCUCUUCAAGGCCAAUCCAGGCGUCAGGCUACGCCAAUGCAGUUCAAGGCCGCUGCCACGUAUGUGUGUAGACGGGCAACGCGUUGUUGGGACUCGAGCUAGCAGGUGUGGUGGGUGCGGGGUAAUGCGGCAGGAAUGCAGGAUGUGUGGGAGCGUGCAUGCGCGCGAUCCGACGGCUGGUGUGGGCGCGCGUGUGCAGUGUGGCUGCAGGUGCGAGUUUGUGUGAUGGCAGCAUGUAGGAGGACAGUGAUACGAUGGAAGCGUUUGGACCCGUUGGUCUUGAAGUAAUUCUUUUGGCUGUACGUGUGGCAGACUCUGCAACGUGCCAGCACGGAGACCUUUGAUUGAGAUUGAGGACGAAGUAAGGGGGUUUAAGCAAGAAGUGUGUAAGUGGUGGACAGACAGAGCCUUAUGAGCGUGACUAGAGUGCUGGUCAUGUGGUACGACAUGAUGGUAGGUGGUAUUAUAGGACUCGGAUCCUGAUGACACGUCACCCAACCCGGGGAGACCCUCGCUGCAGUUCAUGGUCCGGGUUUAGCAUGUCGGGCGGCCCACCCUAGCUACUAGGUCUGGCCGUUUGCACCGUGGGAGCAUGCUUUAAUACUGGCGCUGAUUCGGCCUCUUGGUACCCUUUGACCUUUCGUCGCACAUUCUGACUUUCUGAGAUAGUAGCCGCUUGCGAGGUGCGACAAGAGAAUCCACCAUGCAAUGGUGCAGGUGCAACAUGACGUUAUUCCGUAUGACGGGGGAAUGUGUGACAUCUUUAAUUUCCAGCCAGCUUACGCCACGUACGUCCGUCACUCCGUGUCGGACCUUCCUGUAAGGAGUUGGUGGC
Molecule: messenger RNA, 3247 nt
Organism: Chlamydomonas reinhardtii
Lineage: Eukaryota; Viridiplantae; Chlorophyta; Chlorophyceae; Chlamydomonadales; Chlamydomonadaceae
Exons: 6
Coding region: 368-2134 (588 amino acids)
Source: RefSeq, a predicted model, not a curated record